AACUGCGAGCGGGCAAAGUUCGCCGACGCGGGGCUGGGUGCGCGUGCGAUGGGGGAGGGUCUGGGCCGCGGCUCCUUAUAAGCCUCUUCCCCCCGCAGGCUCCGAGCACCCGAGGAGCUGAGCUGUAGCGAGUCGCCGCCGCCGCCGCCGCACAUUGAACUCUGCACUCGAGGUGCAAGAAGAGACCCAGCGGGACCUCGUUUUUAGACGAGCGAGGAGCUAACGCGUUUUCUCGCUUCGGAUUGGGACGCAAGCGCCUCUCAUUAAGCGGUCGUCUUAGAUGAACAAACGGGAACUCGCGGUGACGGCGGCGGCUCGCAAACGAUCGAGAACCCCUGGUCGCGUGCGCAACUGAGAGGCGAAGGCCCCCCCCCCCCGGACCACUGACGACACCAUGACCUCAGCCGGGCGACCCGGAUCAGCCGCAUGAGUUCAUGUCCGAAGCCCCUCCGUCGACGGCUGGAAACAGGUUAACCGCCCCGAUGUCAGGGCACAACUUGAAGAUGCAGGCUUCGCCUUUUGAGAAGGCCGGGAUAUUCUCACGGAUUUUUUUCAGGUGGCCCAGGCACGUGCUGAGGAAGGGUUACAAGCACCGCAUCGAGCGCUCGGACAUCCACCGGACUCCCCAGCAGGAUCAGGCGGACACGCUCUCCGAGAGGCUCGAGAGGGAGUGGGACAGAGAAAUCUCGCAGUCAGAAAACCGCCCCCACCUGCUCACCGCGAUUCGGCGGUGCUUCCUGUGGCGCUUCGUGGGCCUGGGAGUCAUCAUGCUCCUCGCGGAAUUCACCAAGGUGGUGCAGCCCUUCUUCCUGGGCCAGAUCAUCGCCUCCUUCAACCCGAGUACCGUGGACGUGCAGGAGCCGCUGCUGCUGGCGCUGGGGCUGAGCGCGUGCUUCGUCGUGAGAACGCUGCUGCUGCACCCCGCCGUGUUCGGGCUCCAGCACCUGGGUAUGGACGUGCGGAUUGCCACCUUCUGCCUCAUUUACAAGAAGAUCAUGAAGCUCUCAAGCAGCGUCUUGGAUAAGAUCACCGUGGGACAGCUGGUCAGCUUGCUGUCGAACAACCUGAACAAGUUUGAUGAGAGCCUGACCCAGGCCCACUUCAUCUGGAUCGCGCCAAUACAGUGCGUGGGCUUGCUGGCCUUCCUAUGGCGAGAGCUGGGGCCCUUCUGCCUCGUGGGAUUCGCCAUUCUGCUGAUCGUGACGCUGCUCCAGGCGUGGCUGGGCCACAAGAUCAACUCCUACAGAGACAAGCGCGGAGGGAAGAUCAACGAGCGCAUCGCCCUCACGUCGGAGGUGCUCGAGAACAUCGAGGCCAUCAAAGUGCACGGCUGGGAAGAGGCCAUGGGGAAGCUCAUCGACGAGCUGCGCAAGCAGGAGCUGAAGCUGACGAGCAGAGCCUCCUACAGCAGAUACUUCAACAGCGCGGCGUUCUUCUUCUCGGGCGUGUUCGUCGUGUUCGCCUCCAUCCUGCCGUACGCCGUGUACAACGAGCUCACGCUGCGCCGGGUGCUCACCUCCGUCAGCUUCUUCAACGUCCUGCGCAUGGCCAUCACCAGGUCGCUGCCGUGGUCGCUACAGAUGUGGGUCGAUGCGACCGCCUCCAUUCGAAAGAUCCAGGAUUUCCUGUUGCUGAAGGAGUACCGUCCGCUCGACUACAACCUCUCCACCACCGAGGUGGAGAUCGUGUCCAUCACGGCGUCGUGGGAUCAGAUUGAUGGAAUAGUCCCCGAGCAAGGAAGCAAGGUGAAGAACGGAAUCAUCAACGUGGCCGCCACCGAUCUGCCUUUCUACAAGUCGUACGUCCUGUCGGACAUCAACUUCAAGCUGAACAAGGGAGAGAUGCUCAUCGUCAUGGGUUCCUUCGGCUCGGGCAAGAGCUCGCUGCUGCUGCUCAUGCUGGGGGAGCUGCUGCCGUGGGACGGGCGAGUGCGCCACAGCGGCCGCCUCUCCUUCUCCUCCCAGCAGCCGUGGAUUAUCAACGCCUCCGUGCAGGAGAACAUCACCCUCGGCCUGCACUUGGACAAGGCCCUCCUCUGGCAGGUGCUGCGCUCCUGUGGCCUGCAAGAGGAAAUCAUGAAUCUGCCUCAGAAGGAGAAGACGCUGAUUGGGGAGAGUGGCUUCAACCUCAGCGGUGGGCAGAGAGCGCGCAUCUCGCUUGCCAGGGCCGUGUACAGAGAGGCAGAUCUCUAUUUGCUCGACUCUCCAUUCAGCUACCUCGAUGUGUCAACAGAAAAGCAAGUCUUCGAGAGCUGCAUCGACGGCUUCCUGGCUAAGAAGACGCGCAUCCUGGUGACGUCCAAAGUCGAGCACCUGCAGAGGGCGGACAAGGUUCUGAUUCUGAACGACGGAGUCGUUUACUUCUACGGCACGUUCCCCGAGCUGCAGAAGAGCAAGCUGGAGAUCCUGUCGCUCAUCCUGCAGGCGGAGCGCUUCGACAGCUGCAGCUCCGAUCGCCGCGGCUCCAUGAUCACGGGCGUGCUGCGCCGUGGCUCCACGCAUUCCGGUGACGUGGCGACGCCGCCCAACACCGCCAGCGUCGCGGAGCCGCCCCAGGGGACGCAGUUCCCGUUCCAGGCCCAGCGGUUCUCCGUCGUCUCCGCCGGGGCGUCCGUCGUCGUCGCGAUCCCGACGGCCGGCCCGCACGAGCCCGAGGAUCGCCGGCUGUCGCUCAUCCCGGAUACGGAGGAUGGGAAGCAGCUGCUGCCCGCCGCCGGCGCGGGGCCCCUGCACGCCAGCAAGCGCAGGAAGUCGGUGCUGCACCUCAUGUUGGGCGUGUCGGCCGGCUACGAGAACACGCGGCGCAUGGCGCGCAUCCAGCAGCACGCCCCGCACGGCGACCCCUUCCUGCUGCCCAGCGUCGUGCCCCAGAGGCCCCCCCGGAAGUCGCUCACCAGCGUGGCGGAAGAGAGCGACGACGUUCCGGAAGACGACAACAUCAAGGACUGCUUUGUGGACGUGGACGGCGAGGAGGGGGAGCUGGCGAGCUGGACGACGUACCGCCGCUACUUCGGCAGCAGCACGCUCUUUGGCAUCGUGCUGUGCCUCAACCUGGUGCUCUUCGCGAUCCAGGUCAUGGUGUACGGAGUGGGACUAUGGAACCUGCGGAGUCAAGAAGACCGCGUGAACACGACGCGGCCCGAGAACGGCACGGGCGGCGUCCAUAGCUUCACGGACAACUACUACUACUUCUACAUCUACGUGGGGCUGGCCGACAGCUUCUUCGUGCUGGACCCCAUCCGGGGGCUGCUGCUCAUCCACUCGGCGAUCCGCGUGUCGGACACUCUGAGCCGCGGAAUGCUGCGCGCCAUCCUGCACGCGCCCGCCUCCUUCUUCCUGGAGAAGCAGCCAGGCUACAUUAUCAACCGCUUUUCAAAAGACGUGGCCAUCACCGAUGAUCAGCUCCCACUGGCAAUAUUCGAUUACUUCCAGCUGUUUCUCAUCGUGCUGGGCGCGGUGACCGUGGUGAGCGCCAUGAUCCCGUGGACGAUGCUCGUCACGCUGCCUCUCGGCAUCAGCUGCAUGGUCCUGCGCCACUACUUCCUGAGGACGUUCCGCCAGCUCAAGCAGAUGGAGUCGGAAGCCAAAAACCCAAUCUUUGCUCACAUUGUCGCCACUCUGAAAGGGCUGUGGACGAUCAGGGCUUUCAGCCGAGACGACUACUUUGAAAACAUCUUCCACCAAGCCCUGGACAUCCACACGGCCACCUGGUUCCUCUAUCUCUCCGCCUUGCGCUGGUUCCAGAUGCGAAUCGACAUCAUUUUCACACUGUUCAUCACGGCGGUGACGUUCAUUUCCGUGGGGGUGAAGGGUUACAGCGAAGGCUCCAUUGCCAUUGCGCUCACGCUGGCCAUGAACAUCAUGAGCACCUUCCAGUGGGCCAUCAACACCAGCAUCGAGGUGGAGGGCAUGAUGCGUUCCACGGAGCGGAUUUUGCGCUUCAUGGACAUCCCGGAGGAGAGCAGUGGCUUCGUGGUUACGCCGCCGCCGCCGGACUGGCCCAGUGCCGGCCACCUGGAGGUGGUGAACCUCUCCAUGCGGCACUCGCCGACAGCGCCGUACGUGCUCCAGAACAUCUCCUUCAACGUCCAGCAGGGACAGAAGAUGGCGAUCCUGGGCCGCACGGGCGCGGGGAAGAGCACGCUGCUCGCGUGCCUGCUGCUGCAGAGGGACGUGGAGGGAGAGGUGCGCAUCGACGGCUUGUCGGCACGUAACGUCGCACCCUACACGUGGAGGUCGGCGUUCCAGGUCAUCACGCAGAAAAUAUUUAUCUUUACCGGAACGUUAAGGAAAAAUCUGGAUCCAUACGGAAGAUGCAACGAUGAAGAAAUAUGGAAAGCCAUUGACCUGGCGGGCUUGCGCGACGUUGUGGAGGCGCUGCCCGGAGGGCUCGACGUCAUGCUGGUGGAGGGCGGGUGGGUGCUGAGCGAAGGGCAGAAGCAGCUCCUCUCGCUAGUACGCUGCCUCCUCUACAAGGCCCGGAUCCUGCUGCUGGACGAGCCCACGGCAAACCUCGACCAGAUAACGGCACAGACCAUGAUGAGGAUCAUUCGCAAGGAAUUUAAGGACUGCACCAUCUUGGUCUCGGAGCACAGGAUCCGCGCCAUUUACGACUGCAAUCAGAUCCUUGUCCUGGAGGACGGAAAAGUGAGGGAGUACGGGACGGCACAGGUGGUGUUCAAGAAGAGCGCCCUGUUCCGCGAGUUCGUGCCGGACACGGGCUCGUUCCGGGGGCACCCCGUGAGGAGCAGCAUGACCCUCAGACACUCCAUCAAGCACAUCUCCCUCCAGGAGGAGCUGGCCGAAGACGACAUCAUACAAGAGACGAGGCUCUAGCUCACGACACCGGCGGAGAUGAAAGUAUUUCCGCAGUUUUGUUGGCGAGCCUCACUUGGAGGCUUUUUUUUUGUAAAUGUGCGUCUGUGUGUGUGAGUGUGUGCGCAUAGUUGGUGCGUGUGGAUAUCCAGCAGGUGGAGUGGUGGCACAGUGGUUAGUGCACCGCACUACGAACCCGGCGACCUCUAAGUUUUAUUCCUGACCAUAGCCAACAAAAAUGGCGAAUGCUUGAACCGUCCUGGGCCUUCACCAAGUGGACUUGGCUUUAAUUAUCACGUGGUGGAAUGUGUUUGCAUCAGCAUUGGACAGAUGAAGAGUGCCGGGUCUUGGCCCUUAAUAGGUGCUUGCUAAGAGCACCUGCCCUAACAAUCUAUUUGAGGCUAUAUGGAGAUGUUUGUCUGGCACAGUGUGCAGCCCAGAUGUGUGAGCGGUUAACACCAUAUAAGGUUGGAGAUCGUUUGUAAUGCGGAGAAUGUUUCUGGUUCAGAAUUGCUACAACGUCUAAAGAAAUGUUUUCAUGAGAUUUUCAUCAUCGCAUCCAUUUUGUUUGCAAACGAAAGUAGUGAAGGUGGUAAUUGCGACUGCAGACACCUGCCAUUCACAACUGCAUGGGACUUGUCUCCCAUUCUGGAAAAGUGAAAGUCCCUGGGUUUGACGCGCGUGCAAGGGCUGUCCACAGCGCAGUCUGGCGCACGGGUGGAGAACCGUUGCCUAUGCCGGGGUCCAAACAAACCGAUCCCUCCGGAUCCCUGAGGCGGGCUGGCACACAUCGGCACGUUUUCCCUCCAGCGUUCGAUUAGCGCAGCCGACCUGCUCGAAGUGACGGAUCAACAUUGCUCGUGGUCCGUUGGCCAACUCGUUGGCUUCACGUGGCAGCGGGCCGGAUGAAAUGAAGUCACGGGCCAGGCGUGGCCCAGGGCCGCAGGCUCCCCACCCCUGGGGCCUAGGUGUGCCGCGGCAGCGCACGCGAUGCGCGCACGAGGAGGACGCGUGGAGGAUCUCGCUCGGCACCAGCGCACGAAGUUUGUGCUUCGUCGGUGUCUCGUGAGGUACGGCAACAGCUCGAUUGUCCCAAAUUGCAGAGACAGCAGAAAACAGCAGCAGGAGCUCACAGGCACAGCGUGAACAGCCGAUCGUCAUGUGAGGCUAUCAACCGUCCCGUUUUGGCCAGGACAAUCUUGGCUUCGGCUGUUCCAGUGUCCUUAAGUGUUUCCAAAGAAAAUUGGGAUUUUGUUCCCGGUUCAAAAUUUUCUGGCUUCAUGCAUGAAUCUUGAUUUGGGCAAAGGGCGGGGCUACCUGAAUAUUGGGCGGGGUUAAUAGAGUCGGCUGGGCCCUCUGAGCAACAUCGAAUAGCGAAUCCAUGCGCUGUGCGUGUGAAGCUCGCGGAUAAGUGGGCGUGGCUACCUUAAAGUGGGAGGGGCUGACCGAGGCAAGGGCUAACAGUUCACUACUUGACCUGGUUGGGCCUCACAGUAAGGUUAGUAGUCACGUGGAGCGUGGUUGAGGCUGUAUGAGGCUGGAGUGUGGUUGUAGCUGUGAUGGAAGGGUUGUUGUUGUCGUAUGUUUUUCGUUGUGUCUCUGCUCCUGUAAUUCAGUGUCUACUGCCAGCAAGUUCUGUAAGUGGCGGCCUCCCGUGACACUUAGUUUUUUCUAAUUGUUGUGUUUGACUCGUCCAGAUUAUGUAGAUUUCUGGAUCAGCGGUGACCAUGUUAGUGUGAGUUUACUGUAUUUUUGUUGUUGCUGUACUGCCUAUAAGAGGGAAGCUAGAGUUGAACUCAAAGGGCGCUAAUCACGAGUUGCUUCCCAGCUGAGCACUGCUCAGAGCACUGUGUUCACUUUUGCAGAGCGUUGGGUCUUCACGCAUGUACAGAUGCUAUCAGUUAAAGUAAGGGUGCAAUCUGUCCGGGUAUGAGCCGCACAAUCCGGGAAUUGGCAUCUGCGUUUGUGUGGCAGGAUUUGAUUUGUGCCGAUAUCUGCUACCGGUCUUCUGUUCAACUUUACUGCAGGAUACUGCACCGUGUUUCAUAGACCUCGGCUGACUGCGAAAUACGUCUGGGUUUGGUCGACUGUGAAAAACAGUGGCAGCCCUCAUUUAAAGGAGGUGAAAAGAAUGUUACCAGCAACUGAUAUUGUACUCGAUUUACACCCCCAGAAGAAGUUUUAAAGCAACCUUUUGCUAUGCAGUGGAGAACGAGGGCUAGGGCUUGUCGACAGGGGCGGAGCCAGGAUUUUGACUUUGGGGGGGGGCUGACUUCAAUAUUGUGAGAUAUCCAGUGUAAUGUUUUCCAAUGGGCGCCACAAA
Messenger RNA from Petromyzon marinus (sea lamprey), 7137 nucleotides. RefSeq names its product CF transmembrane conductance regulator (gene CFTR). NCBI's taxonomy places the organism in Eukaryota, Metazoa, Chordata, Hyperoartia, Petromyzontiformes, Petromyzontidae. Gene Ontology annotation, cellular component: cytosol; plasma membrane; apical plasma membrane. The record is from RefSeq and is a predicted model, not a curated record. Gene Ontology annotation, biological process: chloride transmembrane transport; bicarbonate transport. Gene Ontology annotation, molecular function: ATP hydrolysis activity; chloride channel activity; ABC-type transporter activity.